Molecule: messenger RNA, 1368 nt
Organism: Hibiscus syriacus
Lineage: Eukaryota; Viridiplantae; Streptophyta; Magnoliopsida; Malvales; Malvaceae
Product: transcription factor bHLH157-like
Exons: 5
Coding region: 1-1359 (452 amino acids)
Biological process (GO): regulation of DNA-templated transcription
Molecular function (GO): protein dimerization activity; DNA-binding transcription factor activity
Source: RefSeq, a predicted model, not a curated record
AUGUCAAGAUUUUCGGAGAAGUUAGAAGUGUCUGAAGAUUCAAAUGCUGUUGACAGUGUCGAGCUCGAUAAAUUGUUUAGUAUUCAGAAUGCAUUUAAGGUGCCUGGAAUGGAUCUGCCUGAAAUUCUUGAAAGUGAAAUAAAAAAUAAUAGUCUCCCACCAGUUAGCCUCAGUGUAGUGUCAUCACCACUAAGCCAAUCUCUAAGUUCCAGCCAGUUAGCAACGCAGGAGACCAUACUAUAUGGCUUGUCUCGUCUUAAGGAUGAAUCGCAUGUGUUUCCUCCGGUACCUCCUUUUGGAAACUACUAUGCUGAUGAUGCUGGUUUCCUUAGCUUCCCCGAAGAUUGCGAAUUGCACAAAGCACUUGGACCGGCUUUUGGAAGAGAGAGCAACGAGUACUUGUGGGAGUCGUCUCUUGUAAGUGAGAAGGUAUUGAGUGAUCUCUUUGAUGGAAAUGAAUCCCUCUUGUCUGGUAAAGUAGGUGAUGCAGAGUAUUUGUUGCAAGCUGUGGUAGGCCAAGUAUACGAUAUCGCUCAUUUAUCCGAUCAUAUCAUGACAUCUACCAGACAACUUGCUUCUCGACCUCGGAGUGUAAAAGACAAUACCACUCCAUCGAGGAAACUUACAUCUCCGGCAUAUGUUGGUGGAGUCGAUUCUAGUCCUAAAAAGACAGCCUCUUCCGAGAGUACAAUAAGCAUGUUAACUGAUAAUGAGAAACCAGAAAAAGGUUGCGAUUACACACGUUCCAGGAAAGGACAAAAGCAGUCCAGCGUAUCUAAAAGAAAGGCUAGAGCUGGUGAUAAGCCACGGACGAGGCCAAGGGAUAGACAGUUGAUCCAUGAUCGGCUUAAGGAGCUGCGAGAACUUGUCCCGAAUGGUGCUAAGUAUAGCAUCGAUGCUCUCUUGGAUCAAACUGUUAACCACAUGCUGUAUUUGAGAAGUGUGACGAACCGAGCUGAGAAAUUGAGGCAAUGGGUGCACGGAGAGGUGACUGCUCGGAAAAAUGUGAGGUCAUCCGAAAUGAAAAAUGGUUACCAAAAAAACCAAACGAGCUGUGGUUUCGAGAUUCGAGAUGAACUGAAAUUAUGUCCCAUUGUUGUGGAAGAUCUUGCACAGCAAGGCCACUUGCUCAUAGAGAUGCUUUGCGACGAGCAUGGUCUGUUUCUAGAGAUUGCUCAGGUGAUCCGAAGUUUUAAUUUAACGAUCCUGAAAGGUGUGAUGGAGAGAUCAUGGAACAAUACAUGGGCGCAUUUCAUUGUCGAGGCUUCUAAGGAUUUCAAUAGACUGCAUAUUUUCUGGCCCCUGAUGCAGCUUUUACAGCGUCAAAGGAAUGGUAUUCGGCACAAGGCUUGUAUAUAACAAAAACAU